AACAGUUCUUCAUUUAGACAACAGUUCUUCAUUUAGACAACAGUUCUUCAUUUGCAACAGUCCUUCAUUUGGAGGAGCUCAGAGCGAAAGAUGAGGAUCCUGCUGGUUCUGCUGCUGGUGGCUGUGGUCAGUGCUAAACAGUACGAGCGCUGCGAGUGGGCCAGAUAUCUGAAGAACAAUGGGAUUGGAUUGGCCUACUGGGGCUACAGUCUGGCCAACUGGGUUUGCCUGACUCGGCAUGAGUCAAACUUCAAUACCGAUGCGAUCAACCACAACACCGACGGAUCCACAGACUAUGGCAUCUUCCAGAUCAACAGCCGCUGGUGGUGUGACAAAGGUGAUGGCACACCUACUGCAAAUGGAUGCAACAUCAAAUGCAGCAGUCUCCUGAGUGAUGACGUCAGUGUGGCCAUCAACUGUGCCAAACGCGUGGUCAGGGAUCCGAACGGCAUGAGUGCUUGGGUGGCCUGGCGCAAAUAUUGUGAAAACCAAGAUCUGAGCCCCUACUUGGCGGGAUGUGGUCUGGUCUGAAGGCACGUGGGACCAAGACUCAAUAAUUCUCCUACAAAGAUGAAACGUUUCUCUCUUUAGCAACUGUUUAAAAGACAGUUCUACUUUUUACAGAUUUGUUUCUUCAUUAACAAUUAAAUAACGCAUUGAUUUUCAUUAUGAUUGAUUAAUAAUAAAAGCCUACUGUAUAUCCUC
Betta splendens (Siamese fighting fish) is the source of this 705-nucleotide messenger RNA. RefSeq names its product lysozyme C-like. The record is from RefSeq and is a predicted model, not a curated record. The coding region runs from base 91 to 531 and encodes 146 amino acids. The transcript has 4 exons. NCBI's taxonomy places the organism in Eukaryota, Metazoa, Chordata, Actinopteri, Anabantiformes, Osphronemidae. Gene Ontology annotation, molecular function: lysozyme activity.